Gigantopelta aegis is the source of this 3955-nucleotide messenger RNA. Its product is annotated as calcium release-activated calcium channel protein 1-like. Gene Ontology annotation, biological process: store-operated calcium entry. Bases 103 to 789 code for a protein of 228 amino acids. Gene Ontology annotation, molecular function: store-operated calcium channel activity. The transcript has 2 exons. Gene Ontology annotation, cellular component: membrane. Lineage: Eukaryota; Metazoa; Mollusca; Gastropoda; Neomphalida; Peltospiridae. The record is from RefSeq and is a predicted model, not a curated record.
AGUGUUUACGUUGAACACACAAUGUGCGAAUGGUGUCAGUGUGAGGUUUUGAUGAGUAUUCGACAAUAACCGGAAUCUGUAACCACCGACAACAUAACCUCAAUGCAAAAUAUUUCAAAGACAUACGAAGAGUGGCUACUAGAUUCCUAUGUGGACCGAAUGUCGAACCAGCACACGAACCAGGCUCUUUCUUGGAGGCGGUUAUACCUCAGUCGGGCCAAAUUAAAAGCAUCAAGCAGAACAUCGGCUUUGCUUUCCGGCUUCGCUAUGGUGGCUAUGGUGGAGGUUCAGAUAGACCAGCCCGAAGGACAGCCUCCCAUCCCAGACGCGCUCCUCGUCGUGUUCGGCGUUUGCACCACUCUGCUCGUCACCGUCCACCUGAUGGCCCUGAUGAUCAGCACUUGCAUCGUGCCCAACAUCGAGGCCGUCAGCAACGUUCAUAACAUGACGGCCGUGAACGAGUCCCCGCACGAGGCGAUGCGCGUGUGCAUCGAGAUCGCCUGGAUCUGCUCGACGGGCAUCGGCAUCCUGCUGUUCCUCGGGGAGAUCGCCAUCCUCUGCUGGGUCAAGUUCUACAGGAUCAGCCCGAACGCGGCAAUCGCCUCGACAGUCAUCAUAAUUCCGGCGUGCGUGUUGUUCAUAGCGUUCUCGCUGGUGUUCUACAAGAAAUUGGUGGCCCACAAAUACGAACGACAUUCAGAGGGUCUGCGGGAGCUGGAGAGUCUGGCGACAGCCCUGCACAACACGCCGGAGGAACGCAGAACCCUCGGUGACAUCAACAAUGUAUGAGGAACGCCACUCAGACGUGCGUGUCGUAAGGAAAACCAAAACAGGUGAUCUUCGGACCCUUUAUAUCUUCUUCUAAAAGAUGGUGCCUUGAAGAGAAUGCAAGAUGCGUAUUGUAUUCUCUGAAACUUCAUGUGUUCAGGACGGUGCAAAUUAUGCAGUUAGCAUGCAUACUUAUGCAGGUAACAGUUCGAGCGAAUGGAUUUACGAGACUGCAAAGAAAGUGUUGUUUCUUGUACGUGUGUGACUGGUUGAAUGUGGGGUAUGUGGUCAAUGACGACAAGAGUUCAGUUUCAACUGAGGUCAAAACAUCUGUAGUUUUAUCAAAAAUGUAUUAGAAUGUACAUACAACUCUAAGUGUUCUUCUUUUAGUAAUGCUAGGAUCAGACUACCAACAGUCAUGAUGGAGUUUGCCAACUCGCCGAUCUCUCGACUUUUACGGCUGUUCAGUUACUAGUCUGAAAACUCUUACAACUCGAUUUUUGUCAUUUACAACUACGACCGGUUAGUUGUUAAUCCAUCGUAAGUCGGGAGUUGGGGGAAAAGUACAACGCAAACAUAGAGUUGGCCAACAGCGUCGUGACUGUUGAUAGUCCUAGCCUAGCAUAAUACAGGCGCGUGUGUGGGGGGGGGGGGGGGGAGUCUAAACUGGCAACCGAAGUUGAUAUGAAAGUCGAGUCAUGCUCUUCCAGAAAAUAUAUUGACAAAAAGGACAAUUUACUCGAGCAGGGAGGGGUUUCGAUCUCUGAAAAUCUCCCCCUGCACAUGCGCCUGUAAUGCAACAUGGCAUUUGUUUCACCAUUCGUCUGUUUGCACAUGUAAAGUGUUGCGUUUUAACUGUGUUGUAUAUUUUGUACCAUAGACUAUUUUCUGUAUGUGUACAUAAGACAAAAAUAUGACAGUUUGCCCUGGUCAUGGCACUUUCCCCAUUUGUUUUAACAUUAUACGCCUAGUUUCGAUUAGACUAGAUAUAUAUUACACUUCUGGGGCCCGUUGUUCAAACAUUAGUUAGCUUAACCAGGGAUUAACAGAAAUUCACAAAACCAGGGACUGAUUCAAUACAAAAAAUAAUUGAAAACAUCACGCUGAUACUCGAUUUAGAACAGCCAAAGGUAUCCCAUACACAAUCAAAUCUAAAAUGUUUCGUAUUUGUUCAAACAUAUUUAAAACAAAAAUAGUAGACUAACCCAGGGUUAAUUUAACUAUGCUUUGAACAACUGGACCCCGGUAUUAUCCAAUAACUUGGUAAAUUAGAAUUUAAGCCUUUCACAGUUACACACAUAAGCCUACAAAGCGUACUUCCUUCUUCUUUGUUCUUCUUUUUAUUUGUUUUUGUUUUGGUACGCUGCUAAAAUCUAAAAGCAUUCAUUAAAAAUGUUGAUUUUAUAUAUAAAAACAUUAUUUAGUUUUAAUUGACAUUAACACACACACACACACACACACACACACACACACACACACACCAUGUGAAAGUGGUGAUAUCAGAACGACGCUUUACAGGGCAUUCAGAUUCUUCUUCUUCUUUCUUCUGUUCUUCAGAUUAAAAAUUACACAUUGUAUUAGUUAACUAACAACUAAUCCACUAUCCUGGACAGACAGCCCAGAUAGCUGAGGUGUGUGCCCAGGGCAGUGUGCUUGAAUCUUAAUUGGAUAUAAGCACGAAAAUAAGUUUAAAUGAAAUGAAAUAGUAAACUGUUUAACUAAGAUGGUCAGAGGCAGCUUCAUAAGGGUAGAGUAGGCCUAGUUUUUCUUGCCUAGAUUGGAGAUAGAAACCAAUUUUAAAACAUAUUGAGCUGAAUGUAUAUUGAGCUGGUGGGUUUUUUACGCAGCUGUUUAAGAAUUUAAAAUGUAUGAACAUGUAGUUGCACACAUGUAAGCUGUUUAAGGAUUUAAAAUGUAUGAAUAUAUAGUUGCACACAUGUAAGCUGUUUAAGGAUUUAAAAUGUAUGAACAUGUAGUUGCACACAUGUAAGCUGUUAAAGGAUUUAAAAUGUAUGAACAUGUAGUUGCACACAUGUAAGCUGUUUAAGGAUUUAAAAUGUAUGAAUAUAUAGUUGCACACAUGUAAGCUGUUUAAGGAUUUAAAAUGUAUGAACAUGUAGUUGCACACAUGUAAGCUGUUUAAGGAUUUAAAAUGUAUGAACAUGUAGUUGCACACAUGUGAGACGUGAACAGGAUUUGUAAAUUCGGCCCAUUAUAUUUUAGUCCAUCAUAAGAUUUGUCGUAUCACACCAUUCUUCGAUUUCUUCUUGAUAUGUUUUUGUAGUCUAGGUUCAAAGGUUAUUUUAGUAAAACUGACACCACGUAGUGACCCGCAUCAUGCAGUUUGGAGGUAGUUUGAAAUUCACUAACUUGUAACAAAUUACGUGUACAUCGGGUAAAAUUUUAAAACAAACCUCCAAACUUAUGUUGCCCAACAUUUGAGGAAACCAACAUUUUUCAUUAAUAUAGCGUCUACUUCGGUUACAAAAUUAAUAGAAUUAUGUUGCCCAACCUUUGAGGAACAUUAGCUUAUAAAGUGGGGGGAUGGGUAUUGGGGAGAGAAGGGGUGGGGGUGGGUGGGUGGGUAUGUGCUUUCCACUUUGUAGCAGUAGCGAUGGUUUUUAUAUAUUUUCACAUGUGUAUAUAUAUAUAUGUGUGUAUGUGUGUGUGUGUGUGUGCCACCCUCCCCCCUCCCGGCACCUUUCUACCCCCGUGAGGAAAAUACUUUUUUUGAACAAAACCGUCCCACAAAACUUUUUUAUCUUUUUUUAUCUCUUUUUUUUCUUGUUUCGUUUUUUGUGUGUUUUAACGGACUCUAGGCGCACGUGUGCUAUCACAAUAAAUCACUCCAGUUUUAGAAACCGCAGACCUUUAGUCAAUUGCUAUUUGCAUAUGCAUGACUUGUAUCUACAAGAUCGCUGGUUUCAAUAUGGCAGUCAGUAAGUCACCGUCCAAGUAUGCAGAUGUUUUAAGUAUUUGGGUGAAAUGGGGUGGGGGAGGGGGCGUGAUUUAUCUCAGUUGGUUGAGUGCUUGUUUGAGGUGCUUACAUAGCAGGAUAGAAACACCUCGGUGGAUCCAAUCAACUGAUUGUGUUUUUGUUCCAACCAGUGCACCACAACUGGUCAAAAGCCGUAGUAUGUUCUUUCGUGAAAGUACAUAUAAAAUAUCGCUUACUGCAUUAGGAAAA